This is a messenger RNA of Cloeon dipterum, 1800 nucleotides long. RefSeq lists its product as uncharacterized. The coding region runs from base 1 to 1800 and encodes 599 amino acids. The record is from RefSeq and is a predicted model, not a curated record. The transcript is spliced from 16 exons. NCBI's taxonomy places the organism in Eukaryota, Metazoa, Arthropoda, Insecta, Ephemeroptera, Baetidae.
AUGUCGGCUUGCGGUCUGUGUGUUUGCGGCUCCGUGGGCGGGGGGCCCUCUCCGGCGGUGAUCGAGUUCGGUUUCAACUCUUUUGCCAACUCUGUUACCGCCGGCUUUGUUAUCGACUCCGCCGGCUUUGAUAUCGACUCCGCCGGCUUUGUUAUCGACUCCGGUGUCGGCUUUGCCGUCAACUCUGUUGUCAACUUUUUUGUCGGCUUUGCCGUCGGCUUUGCCGUCAACUCUGUUGUCGACUUUGUUGUCGGCUUUGCCAUCAACUCUGUUGUCGACUCUGUUGUCAACUCUGUUGUCGGCUUUGCUGUCGACUCUGUUGUCAACUCUGUUGUCAACUCUGUUGUCAACUCUGUUGUCAACUCUGUUGUCGGCUUUGCCGUCAACUCUGUUGUCAACUCUGUUGUCGACUCUGUUGUCGGCUCUGUUGUCGGCUCUGCCGAUCCACGGAGGAUAGCGCAGAUGCAUGUUGCUAUCAGUCCAGACUGUUCUGAAAUUCACGCAAGGUUCCAUUUUCGACGUGACGUGAGCAUGCACAGUAUGAUGAGCAGAGCUGAACACGAUUGGGAGAUAGCAGUGCCUCGGGAUAGAUUGAGCUUCUCAUCGAUCUGCUGCAUCUGUCUUGUGAAUAGUGCUUCCGCUGUCAUCCACUGUGGACAUCCGGCGUGUCUUGAGUGUCUUCAUACCGGGUAUGUUGGGAGAUGUAUGCUUUGUAGAGCAUUCGCCACUCCCAACCAGUGCUUCCUUCUCCCAGCCAGUUUAGCAAUUGUGCCUGAACCUGAAGAAUCUGUCGUCGACAAUUCUCUGAUAGUUCUGGAAACUAAUGCUGCUGGUUUCCGUGUCGACCGUGAGGAAGUUGGACAGCGCCUAAUGCGUCAUCUGAGACAAAUUUGCUCAGAUCCUAGAGCUUCUAGCAUGGAGCAGCUGUUGGAAGAGCGCAGAAGACUCUUUCAUCAGAACAUGUCCCCGAAUGCGCAGAGCCACUGUGAUUUUGGUCACUUGAAUUUGGCGCGAUUCAACCCUGUCGAGAUCACUGUGAAUAGUGCCAGGACCCUCAACUCCAUUCAAUUGCGAGUGGGACAACAAGUGCAUCACCAGCUGAACAUUCGAGCGCACAGCGAUAUCGUCUCUACCUCGACUGGGCAGAUGAACGUGUUUGAGCGACACAUGAGCACUGUGACACAGAGCUAUCAAUUCAAUCCGAUAGCUCGCUACACGAUGCAAAGGAAUGCGAUGUUGGCGUACACGAAUUACUUCCGCUACAUUGACACGACCGGUCCGCGAGCAGUUCUCGAUGUUGAGGAAGUCUCUCUUGAGGAUGACUUGGAUGAUCUCUUCAACGAUGAUCUGGCAGCUGUUGAAUUGGAGCUCUUCGAAAGAAGCAGACGUCAACUCAGUCGAUCAGAAGAAGAUCUGGUUGUGGAUUUGGAUUCUGAUUCUUCAAACGAAGCAUUGGUAUUGUUUUCGAAUCACGUGAUCCACGACGUCGAGUUGAGACUGCCGGACCUAGCGCUCAACAGGAAACGGUUGCUGGAUCCAGUGCUCACCAGGAAGCGGUUGCUGCACCUAGUGCUCACCAGGAAGUGGUUGCUGGACCCAGUGCUCACCAAGAAAUGGUUGCUGAACCUAGUGCUCACCAGGAAGUGGUUGGUGGACCCAGUGCUCACCAGGAAGCUGUACCUGGACCCGGAAACCUGCUACACCAUGAAACACAGGUUGGCGGACCCGACAAUCUGCGUAGAGCAUCAGAGGACCCACCCAAUCUUCCAACAAGGAGUGGGAGAUCGUCCGAUGGGAUAA